Messenger RNA from Sardina pilchardus (European sardine), 6296 nucleotides. RefSeq names its product stereocilin. Lineage: Eukaryota; Metazoa; Chordata; Actinopteri; Clupeiformes; Clupeidae. The record is from RefSeq and is a predicted model, not a curated record. Gene Ontology annotation, biological process: cell-matrix adhesion. Gene Ontology annotation, cellular component: cell surface; kinocilium; stereocilium tip. Bases 320 to 6253 code for a protein of 1977 amino acids. The transcript is spliced from 30 exons.
GCGGCGGAACAGCGAGUGAGGGGGAAAGGGCAUCUCGGCCGGAUCAAGUGUUCUCGUUUUUUGGUGUGCCUUUGAAUGACAGUGUCACGACACUGUUUUGUGCAUCUGUUUUCGAGAUGAAUGUGUCCACUUUGCUAUUUUUACGGAUUAGAGGAAUUGAAGAGAGAAUGGACCAGAGUUGCGUAGCGACAUUUUACUCCCCCGGUGUGUCUCCGGCUCGCUCUUAGAGCGGGAUCCUGCCACCGCCGGUGCCUUGGCGAAGGGGUGGAGAGCAUGCCCUCACUGUCACCCGCUCACAGGUGGUGAAGUCCAACUCAGGAUGGGAAAGCCUCGGUCGCGGGGGCUGCUUCUGGUGUCACUGGUGCUUUUACUCGGCCAAAUACCCGCUGCUCUUCCAGGCGGAAGUAGAAAAGCGGACCAAAGGGAAGCCAUUCUGAAAGAGCUGCUGUCAAUAUGGCGCAACAGUGGAAACUCGUAUCCAAAAAGAGACCAGCCCCACCACUCAGACAAGCCUCAAGACCAGCAGGUCCAAACCGUGGUGCGCAACAUCGUUGGGGGACUCAAGUCUCUAGGCCUGCUGUCCCCCAAAAACAUGGGCCUCCCCUCUCUAAACAAGCCCAUAGACCGCCACCGCCUGUCAGGGUUCCUCUACAACAUCUCCACGUACCUCCAGGAGAUGGGGGCCGAGCUGGACGAGAGGCAGCCGGCCUUCAAUGAGGAACAGUUCUGGGAGAAGAUCCUCUACUCCUUCCUGCAGGCGGAAGGUGGCGCCCCCUAUGGGCCGUGGGACAGCAGGCUGCCUCCCAGGCCAAGCUUCCGACUCCAGGACCUGUUCCUGUCCCUGCGCGGCAGCCCGCACUGGGACGGCCUGCUGGGAUUGGUCCAGAGCAUCCAGCAUCUGUCGGAGCGGCAGCCGCAGCGGCCCCUCCUGGCGUUCGUGUCGCAGAACUGGCGGACGAUCAGCGCGCUGCUGGACGCGGCGCUGCAGGCGGUGGUGAGCGGCACGUACGGGCAGGCCAGCGCCGGCCUCCAGGGCUUCAUCUGCGCGCUGCGCGGACGCCACGACUGCGCCGGCUUCAGCACCGGCUGGCUGGAGCAGCUGCUGGGCUUCCUGGAGACGCGCAACUGGAAGCCGGUGCUCAGCCUCCACCCCUCAGAAGAUCCCAGGGCCGGAGGCGGGGGUGGAGGUGGGGGUGGAGGCGGUGGAAGCAGCGGGGGGACAUCGGUGUCCACCGGUCGCCUGAGGCCCUUCAGCCUCCCUCCGGAGGCCGAGGCGCUUCUGAAGGACGAGGGCCUCGCCGCGGGCGCCUUCCUCCGGAACCAGAGCCUGCUGGACGCCGCCGAGGACCUGGACUCGGUGCAGGCGCUGCUGCUGCAGGCUCUGUCGCGGUCCAGCGCCGGGGAGAGGGCGGCGGCGCAGCUGGCCCAGAGGAACCCGGCGCUCCUGCAGGGUCUGGACGGCCUGCGCCGGGGCCUGCUGCACCGCGUGGGCAGCUCCGUGUACGGAAGCCUGCGCAGGAAGGUGUCGCGCGUCACCAUGGCGCUGCUGGACGACGUCAGCAGUGUCGUUGGCGUGCCGCAGCCGAAUCGCCACGGAAGAUGCGCAGUGGGUGAUCUCAGACAGCUCAUUCUGUGGGGUAUCAGACACAACUUGACCUGGAACGCCCAGGCCCUGGGCUUCACCUCACACGGCCCCCCCAGCCGCCCCACCUUCAUGACCUGCUCUCCAGCCGGGGAGGACAACGGUACCCCCUCAGCCCCCUCCUCCUCCUCUUCCUCCACCCCACCCACCUACCGCAGGUCCAGGCUCCUUCCCUUGCCUGAGGACGAACUGGUUACGACCCCUGCGCCGACCCCUGACCCCUCGGCCUCGGAGGAGAUCCUGGAGGCCGCCUGCAACGACUCCAUCCCGGGCCUGACGGGCGUGUCCAACUUCACCGUCUUCCUGUACUGCAACCUCUUCACGGGGUCACUGGACGCCCUCAGCGAGCUCGGGGGGCCCGACCUCCACGCCACCUGCUCGGACGCGGCCUGGUACCUGGCGGUGGCCGAGGAGGACUUCCUGUGGGUGCAGGUGUGCAGCGAGUUCUUUGCGCACGAGUUCAACAACACGGUCUGUGCCAACUCCUCGUUCUGGGUCCACAGGGCACAGCAGGCAGCACUUACUAAGGACUACCAGUAUUUGAACCAGUCCAGCAUCACAGAGCUCUGUGUGCAGCUGACUGGGAAUGCCCCGGGAGCCUCUGCCCCUGAUGCCAGCCAGGACUGCUUGGCACUGCUGGGCAGCCCUUCCAUGAAUGCCUACGACUUCCGCAGGUGCUUCUUACCCAAUGACACCACUCUCAUUCUGUCGCUGUGUGGAAACGGGUCCACACCUUACGUGGACGACGGGUCGUGGGUGUCCGAAUACUGCUCGCGCGUCCUCAACGCCACUCACGGACCCGCGGCGGGCCUCUGUGACUACCGCAGCUGGGACGUCCAGCACUUUGCCAACGCCACCCUGCUGGAGGCCUGCGUCCACACGCCGGGCCUGCGGGACCACAUGUGCAGCAACGCCUCCCUGUACGCCGAGCUCCUCCACACCCGGCCCUCCCUCCUCCUGGGCCUGUGUCUGGGGCCGGCCGAGGCGGACGAGUCCGGCGGUGAGGGGCCCGGCGAGGGUGGGUCCUCCUCCUCCUCCUCCUCCUCCUCCUCUGGCCCGGGCGGCCGCUGCGCCCUCCAGCAGUUCUUCGACCUGCUCCCGGCGCCGUACGCCUUCGACACGUCGCAGCUGUGUGCCGACCCCGUGCCCCUGGUGCUGGAGGCGCUGCAGGGCCUGAGCCGCUGCGAGGGCACCGUGGACGAGCGCGCCAGCUGGCUGGCCACCGUGGGGUACGUGCUGCGCGUGCUGGACUUCGUGGUGGGCCUGUCGGCAGGGCUGGAGGAAGGGGAGCGCGAGGUGCGCCAGGGCCUGGGCCAGGCCAUCCUGCUGGCCAGCCUGCUGGACAACGGCUCCUUCUGGGCCACGCUGAGGCCCGACGCCUCCCUCAGCGUCCUCCACACCGUGGGAGUCUUCCUCAGGAAGGAGCAGAACCCGGCCGUCAAGGAGGACCUGCUGAGCUGCUUCAGUCCUGUACUGUGGGAUCUGAUCCAGAGACAAGGCAAUUCCUCUGCCCUCAGAGUCCUUAUACAGGAGUAUCUGAAGAUGCCUCGGGAGGGCAUCCAGAUGUUGGUGAUGUCGGCGGAGAAGGAUGCGGUGAAGAGGUUCCUGUCUCACGUUCAUCAGAGCUGGGACCAGCUGGACGUGGUGGUGGAGGCCUCCCCAACAGAGCAGCAGGCUAUGGAAACCAUGACGGCCGCUUUCAUCCAGAAGUUUCCGCGAGUGACCCCUGACCUGUUUGUUGACCUCUCCCAGUUCAUCCCCUUCAUGUCCGUCUCUGACAUCAUGAGCUUCCCUGCCUCUUUGAUGGUCAAUGACAGCGUGCUGCUGGCGAUCCGGGAGCACAGCUCGGUGAUGAAGUCCCCCCAGAAGCAGGCGUUUGUCAAGCGGUUGCUCCAGUCGCCCGUGGCCGGCGAGGUGGCCUCCUGGCCCCACUACUUCCUCACCUCCAUCCUGCCCCUGCUGCCCCACCUGCCCGUCAGCCACUUCCAGCAGCUCAACGCACAGCAGCUCACUCCUCUGUUGGAGCUGCUUGGUAACAGUAGCCUGGACGCCACUAGGGGGCACCAUGUUCUCAGGACUGUCUACCCCAAGAAGAGGAAUCUGACCAACGAAACCCUACUGAGGUUGGGAGUGCUGGUGUGUUACCUGAGCCCCGAGGACCUUCGGCCGCUGCUGUCGUCCUCCCCUCCCCCUGCGCUGUGGCGGCAGCUGGCCUCCUGUGUGACUGACGGACUGGUAGCGUCCGACGGGAGGCUGUCUCAUUGGUUGGAGUUGGCGCUGGGGUCUCUGAACGCCAGCACUCUGUCGCCAGCUGUGUUGGCAUCCCUGCGGGGUUUGUUGCCCCAGCUGGGCGCUGAGUUCCUGCUGCCCGUCUCCACAGCUGAGCUGCUGCAGAUUCUGUCUCAGCCUGAUGUGCCCACCUACACACCUGCACAGGCAUUCCAAAUACUGGAGCGCAUUUCUGAGAACACAAAUCUCAGCGUGAGCGUGCUGUGCCAGCUCCGGCCUCUGCUCUCAGGCUUGUCGGCGGGUGUCCUGAGGGACGUGUUGGGGCCAGAGCCGGGGCUACUGGGCCAGGAGGCGUGCCAGUGCUGGCGCCCCCUGCUGUUCACCCUGCGCCCUGCACACAGAGCCCUGCUGCAGACAGCCCUCAGGGAGGGGCUGGACAGACAAUCUGCAAACAUGUCUCUGCACCUGCACUGUCUUCUGCCCUACAUCCCCUUAAAGAGACUCAUGACAGGACUGGGUGGAGAGGCCAUCUUCACUAACCUGAAACUUUACAGAGACCUACCCUGGUCCCCACAACAGGCUCAGCUGCUUUUUAGAAGGGUCCAUCAAGUUGAGAACAUUACAUUGGAAAGCGUGCGAACUCUGGGCCGUAUUGCCGGAGGGAUGAGCUGUGAUUGGCUGAUGCUCUGGACCAAUGACACAGGCUUCCCUGAGUUGUUGCAGUUUGUCAGCAAGUUGCCAGGACAACUGAGACCAGCUCUGAGAAAGUGUAUAGUGGAGGAGUUGAGGAGUAGACCUGAGAUGGAUCUCAAUGAGCUGGACCCGUCCUUCUCCGCAACACUGCCGAUGAGAAUGCUUGACAGCCUCUCCAACACCACCUUCUUUGCCAUCCUUGAGCACAUCCGCCACAACUUCACCCACUUCCUGACGCUGGCCCGACACAAACAGAUGGCCCUGGCCGACAAAGCCGUCGACGUGCUCGGCAUCUCUCAGCAGGGCCUGACGGGGUCAUCUCUGGACCUGCUGGGGCCGCUGCUUCCCUUCCUGGACCGGGCCACGCUGCGGCUGGUGGACCGGGCGGCCCUGCGGCUGCGUCUGGAGGAGCUGAAGGGCUACUGUGUGCCCCGGGACAGCCUCCGGGACCUGGCCUCGCUCCUCACCGACAAGGCCCUGCUCGGGGAGCCGGGUUCCUGGAACGUGGGUGAUGUGGAGCACGUUGGCAGAUUGGUGUUUGCUCUCACUUUGAAGCAGAUACGCAAUCUUCCUCUGAACCAGCUGGGUGCUGAGGUGGUGGAGCAGACCCUGCAGAGCCAGCGGCGAUGGGAGGAGAGUGAUGUUGGCCAGGCCUGUGGUCAGCCCCCGUUCCUCCGAGACAAGAUCCACACCUUCAUCCACAAACUCAUCAAAGGCAGACGCAGGAGGCAGAGAGAGCCAGUGCCGACCUGCGCUGACAUCAAGGGCACCUUCCCCUCGGCCUGGCACACUUCCCAGUACCAGCGCAUGGCCGACGUAGAGCUGCAGCAGUGCAUGGAGUUUGUGGGCCGCGACCCGGCCCUCAGCCCUGACCAGCGCUGGACGCUGUGGUCUAAACUCAGGCAGUCCUAUAGACCAGUGCGAGCCAUGCGUCCUGAGCAGGUGCUGCAGCUGGGCUCCAUCAUCACAGAGCUGGGCGAGAGAGAGCUGCAGGCCCUGGACCUCUCAGACCUGGGCCUGGUGGCCCACCUAGGCAGCCUGCAGGACUGGAGCCCAAAGAAGAUGAGGGCUGCUCUGCUUGGCAUCUUGCGGCGACGUGGGCAGAGGCCAGAGCAGCUUGGAGUGGCAGAGCUGGCAUCGUUCGGGCACCUUAUCUGCGGAUUCAGCAUUCCUGAGAUUGCCCGACUGGACCCACACAACCUUAGUCUGGCGGCGCUGUUCCUGAGGGAGCUGGCCUUGCCCUGCUCGGAGCAGCAGCUGGAGGCCGUGGUAUCGCGGCUGGCCAGCCCCCGCGCCUUUGGGCCCGUGAGUGGAUGGACCUCGGAUGUCUUCACAGAAAUUGGCACCCUGGCAGUGGGUCUGGAAGACAUGUUGAUGUCUGCUCUGGUGAAGGACCAGAUCCAGGGCCUCACGCCGGCUGCCAUUGCCCUCAUCCCACCCCACAAACUUGCCGUGGUGCUGAGCACAUCCCAGCUGUCCUGGUUGGGUCCGGAGCAGGCCUCCGCCGUCACGGAGGAGCAGUGGGCCGAGCUAGACAGCCAGCAGAAGCAGGCCCUCAACCUGGCCCUGUACGAAGGGGACGUCAUCCUAGAGCACCGAGGUCGUAAUGGAGGCGUUUCAGAGUGGCCCAUUGACAGCUUCACUGUGUGCUUACUGUCCCUGUGUUGUACAUUGUGGCAUCUACUGUGAAAAAGAAUGGAGAAUGGAGAUCACACUUUAUUUAUUCACGGCU